AAGAGCAUGAGUGGAUUUUUGUUGACUCGAGAUAAACCCUUAUCGUUGUUGCUUAUUAAUAUCGGAAUAUCUUUAUCUACAGGCAUCUGUUGAUCAGCACUAUUUAGCACAACAAGAUCAUGGUGGCGUUCGAGUUCUCUUUCGCCGUCCUUCAACUCUUUCAACAUUGAGGAUGGGUAAAGCUCGGAAAAAGCCCGGUCCCGCAGGCACUGAUGCCAAACUCGCAGUGAGCCCUAAGAGGCCUUCUCCUGCAACAUAUGAAGCAGCAUGUCUAAAGACUAGCACUCCUGCAGAAGCUGCCGCCCAGGAGGCAACUACAGAUGAACCAGCAUGUCUUAAGACUAGUACUCCCGCCGAAGAUGCCGUGCAGCCACUGCUGAGUUGCGAGCUUGUCCGAGAAUUGAGUGGGAACUCAGCUGGCGCAUCGAGCUCCUCUACCUCUGUCGGGCGAUCUGUCGAUGGGCCACCAUCCUCCCUAACGAGCGACGUCUCAUCGGCUGUGGUCCGCCAGACCGCAGCAUCGUCUUCUAGUUCUUCGAGCAGUGCUGCACAAGAUAAAGAUUCAUGCGUUUCUUGCGAUGUAAUCCCUGCAGGAGGAGCUGCGGGAGGAACAUCGCCAAUGAUAGAACUACUAGACCAUCCUCCUGUAACAAGUGAUCGUGUUGCAACAACAGAGACUACACCCAUGGAGCUGACAUCAAGUGUUGCAGGAACACCGAUGCAGCAGUUUGGAGUCCCUCCUGUGGGUCCAUCUCCCAACAAUGCUUUGCAGAGUCCUGAAACAGAUGGUUGGAGCGCCUUUUUUCUUGGAUCUUCAAGUAAGCACCACAAUCUUCGUACUAGUCGGACUACGUCGAAGGAUGGCGCGCCUUUGACUUAAGGGUUUAAAUGGUAACUACCAUAAUUAAUGCAUUGAUUCUUCACCAACUUUCUUCACGACCUGUUUUCCAAUGGGAAAGGAGUUGAGAUCGUUCUGAAGAACGCAAAAGUGUCGCAACCUCUAAUCGAUUGCGAGGACGACCGACGACGACGAUGACAAUUUCGGUUUGACGUUCAGUGCGCCAAACGCAGAUCUCCAGAGAGUAAGAGUUCGAAACUUAAUCUCUCCGGAAGAGCCCUCGAGCGACAGCUUGGUGCUCCACAACUCUUCAGAGGAUACUUCUGGAGGGAAAAGCAGUGUUGUACUGAACCAAGUUGCUGCCGCACCAGAAGGCUCGAUUAAGGCUCUAUAAAUGGCGAAGCAUCCCCCUACAUUACUAUCACCUUAGGAGGCAGCUCUUUAUUCACUUGAAAAAUAAGAAGCCUCGCCAACUGAUAUGACUCUCAAGGGAGAUGCGACGAACGCUUUGCAUCUCUAAAUCGAGUGCUAAUUGUUCCAAGCGUGUGUUUAUUCGUGACACGCUGCCAUGUCCGGCUGCUUCAUCGUCGUUUGUCUCCGAGAGCGGGAAAACAGGUGUGUGCCUGAUCGGAGCAAAUACGAGUAUUGUGAAAGUACGACAACAGACGGGUCCGGGAGACCAGACCACGGACGGGGAGAUUGAUUCUGCUCCCUGUUCUCCCCUCAGCGAUGGGCCAAAACCGGCACCACAGGAGAUGAUGGUGCUGCACCUCGAUCCAUCGGAAUUCUCCAACCUGCCGUCGACAAGGAGUCCAGGAAGCAACACAGCGAACGACGAUGUCACUGCUGGCGAUAUUAAGGCGUCACAAUAAAUUUUGUUUUGUGCAUGAUUUGCACUGAUCGCAGAAGGAACCUUUAUAUUUUAUAUAAAUAUUAUCGGCUACUAUCAUUGUUCAUCUCUAGUGGAAUAUGAUUUUUGACUAUCUAAGGUUUGCGCGCAUAUUAUGGCCAAGGAGUAGCAAUAGACGCAUAGAAGAAAUUGGAGAUGGCGCAAAAAUAGAAGAUCAUCAUGAUGCACUACUGAUUUUAGUAGUGCUUUCUAAUGAUAGCGUGAGCCAGGUGUGGGAAAGGGAGCGCGAGGCAAUGCGGGCAAAGAUCCAGGCCUUGGAGAGCCAAGUAGGCGUCAACAGCGGCGCGAUGACGGGUGGGCAAGCGCUCAAGCUGCGACUAGGAAUGAGGAAUGCAGGUAAAAAGUGUAUAAGCACUCACCUAGUACAAGCAGUAGCUGUAUGAUCGAUGUGAUAUGCCGAAAAGAAAAGGUAGCAACUUCUGGCUUGAUCCACUUCGAAAUCAACGUUGACCUUGACGAUCAUGUUUGCUUUUAUGAAAGUACUUAGGCAGUGUGAGGCGACCUGAUCUACUAGAGUAAAUGAUGCGCAUACAUUGUUAUUGCAAGUCCUCUACUCAGGUUCAUCUCCUUCGUCGGGGUUGCGAAAUUUUGGUCCGAGUGGUAGUUGUCCCAUUUCUGGGGACACAUCUACCAGGCCUCGAACCUUAGCCGAUUUGCGUCGCGGGAGUGUGUGCGUUCAGCCGAAUCACACGACGCUAGCGGAUUUGCGUCGCGGGUCGUUGUCUAUCGAAACGCGGAAAGGCUCCAUCAGCCAUGACAAUGCUAUGUCGCUCGAUGCUCUGCGAAAACUAGGUGUUAGUGGAGUGCGCCGGAUGCCGCAGCCGACGCCCCGGGAACUAGUUGAGCGCGGUUUACACCCUAGUGCAACAGGACCACCUGGCGGCGUCGCAGGUUCUACGGGAGGCAACAGCAACCUGGCGAAGCUUCUCAGUCGCACUCAGCGGGGUGAUGGUAGUGGUGCGGCGUCUGCAGCAGCUGCAGUCGCGGGUCUGGAUGCAGGAGGUGCAGCCGCGUCUUCAGCUAAGAUCCCGUACACGGGUCCAGGAACACCGCCAUCACCUACUGGUAGUCAACUUCAGGGCCCUACUAGUGCUAGCACUGACAACACUUCAGCUCCUGAGCAUCCAAGAAAACCACCUACUCUCGGAGCUGCGCGGUCGUUGGCUUCUUUACGUAGCAGUGACGCUUGUAGAGAUCAUGGGGUAGCGACUCGUCCUCCACCGGCUCCUGGCAUUCCAUUAGGAGGGAGUGCUAGCUUCAAGCCACCAAAGCGCGGCAUAAAAGUUCGAACCCUGCAGCAAGUCAAAGAGGACGACGUCACUGGUAAUUGUACAUGUUUGGCCAUUGAUAAGUACAAACUAGAGAGUAGAGCCGUUGCUAGAACGCUGCGAGGCCGACAACUGGCACACGCGGCUCAUCCCGUUCACGAUUUUCCGAAGUUCACUGGGGUCCUCGCGGGGAUUGUUUGGCCAGCUACCGACCACGGCAUGAGGCGCAAGGAGGUAGCGGGCGCAUUUGCACGGGGGCAUGCCGCGCACUCUGAAGGCCGCGAAGCGUAAGGCGAACGUGGCUGAGGGAGUGUGAUCAACGAGCGAGGGGCUGACAACGUGCAAAGCGGUGGGGGGAGCCCUUGCUGGUGGGCAUCACGCAAAGCCGCGCCCGCUCGGUUGUUGGGUUCGUGGGCAUGCUGGUCUACAGCUCAGGAGAAGCACAAACGCGCGCUGGGCGUGAAGCCGGUGCAGGUGCACCGGCUCGGGGACAACAUGCGCAAGCGCAUGCGCAUGCGCUCAAGGCUGCCACUCCGCGCGGGCCACGGGUGUUGUGGCCGGUGGCGCGGGCUUGGUUCUCUGGUCGAGCUCGAGGCUUACAAGGUGAGGAACAGCCGAACCCCCUGAGCAGUAUGCAGGCGCCGAAGCAACAAGGAGGAGAACAAGCAGGCAGGGACAAGGGAGAGAACGUCGCCGAGGGAGGCGGAGGGCGGCGCGUCGGCCGAUAAAGACGCGGCGACCUUAUGGGCAGGAAGCGGGAAGACUCGCCCCUUCGCAAUUUGUUUUGCUUCUCAUCCAAGCUGCUCAAGGAAUCCUCACUCCCCACUUUCAGUGCUUUCCUUUCUUUGUUUUUGUAGUUUCUUUCGUUUGAUACUUGGGAAGCUAAAACAUGACGGGAAGCACGUUACCGGCUGCAGUGCCGAAGUCGACCGGAGGUCCUCCUUCGGCUCCUGCUGCUGGUAAAAGGGAUGCUGCUGCCGGUUCUUCGAAUGACGGACCGGCUGCGAAGCGUGCCAACAUCGAUAAGGAAGGCAAAGUUUUGGAUCCGGGUAGCCGUAUUACAACUGGCCACCUUACCAACGUUUUCGAAAAGUCUGCAGCCAUCAUCUCCAAAGAGGCGACGCCUGUUGAUGCUUUUCAACGAGUACGCACUGAAGUUGCGCGUUUACCGAAUAACCUGGCACGUGCGGCCACUUAUACGAGCUUUGUUAAACCGAUCGCGAAGAUCGGUAUGCCGUUCGGUGUCGGAAAUUGCGUUCGAUGUGGUGGGUCUGAUACCUCGCAGAUCGGGCGUAGCGUUUCCGAUUCGCGCACCCUGGACACUCCUGCUAUGCUCCCGGGCGAGCAGCUUCUCGCGUGCAUGUUUUACAAUGCGCGCGAAAUUGCUACGGGAUUGGCGUCGUCUUCGAGUUUGAAGAUUAAAGAGAGCGAGACUCGGCUUCUUACGGCGUUGGCUGCUGUGCGGUUGUUUGCAGGAGAAGACCAUUUGGCUUCUCGUGCUGUUGCAGGGAAGCCGCAUAUGGUCACGAGACAGGGAAUCGUCUUUAUCGCGGGUUCGUUCGAGCCUCUUGCUGAAGGCGUUUUCGUUCUGAGUCGCGUGAUCGACAAGAUGAGGCCGUAUGUCAUCAAGUCGCAACCCACGAUCGCGACGAAGAUGAGUUCCUACAUCGCGGUUGGAAUUCGUCAAGAUGUCGCUGGCGCACUGGGGCGCCAAUUGUAUGGCAUCCAUGGGGCUGCCACUGGUAUGGUCCUCAGUGAUAUUGUGCCUGGUUCUUGCGAUCCAGUCCAGAACAGGCAGGCGAGGUGGCUGCCGCGCUCCAAGACACUGAAGGUGAUCAAUUCAAUCUGGCCCCGCUCGGAAGUGCUCGAUUUGUGAAAGAGAUGCCGGACCCCGCCAGUUUUUCUGAGAUGGUAGCGCCAACGAAGUGAGGCAUUUUUUCUAUUGAUUGGCGGCUGGCCAGCGGCCUCGCGAGGAAAGCGCGCAGCUUCGUCUGGCCUCGAGAUCGAAGUCAUGGCUGUGGAGAAAAUUUCGCCUGCCGGAUAGUCGUUCCGGAGAAACUGGCGCAGUUUCGAGCAGUGCAGACCCAUAACUUUCUAAACUGCUCACCUCCUGCGGGCUAUCCCGUGCGCGCUGGAAGGUUGGAGCCAUUGGCGGCGCUCCGUAAAACAGCCUCCCGCCCCACCUUGGUAGAGAACCCUCCGCAAGUAGUUCCUUUCAGUACUCUGGAGUCGAGUGGUCGCCUGCUUGUCUUCUUGUCUUUGGCAUGGAGUUGAGCCGCGCUCCGCUGCCUGUGGCGCGUGUGGUCUUGCGCUGGCUUGCCGGUCUCUUCUUUCUUCUGGGCAUCUUUGCUUGGGGCAUGUUUUUGGCUGCAUCUUCUUGGUGGCGCUUGGGAUGUCUCAUCCCUGUGCCAAGAACAAGGGCAGGCAAGCUUACGGUGCUGCGAAUGGGGUCCCCGUUCGUGCCGCAGGUGUCCCCUGUGCAUAGAAGUCUACACUGCGGCUGGGACAAAUGUUCGGGCUUUGUUUAGUUAUUUAGUAGUUGCGCGUGCGGGGGGGGGGUGCUGUAGUCUGGGCUUUAGUUAGUUUAGCGUGGUGGAGCGUAGUAGUUGCCAGGAGGGAGCCUCACUCCUCCCCGCCGGUGCUCUGGUUGUGCGGCAGUGUAGUCGAGAGUGAGGGUGUGGCCGUCUGCCCCCCUGGGUAGUUUCGCUCGCCUUCGGGUGUGAUGCUCGCCCCGUGAACGUGUCUGGGGAGUGGGCUCCCCUUCGUCCUCUCUUGUGAUCACUAGGCAGCACUACUGCCUCUGGCAGUUCUUUCUUCCCUUCAGGCGGCUUGUUUGGCUUCCUUCUUUUUCCCUUUCUAUCUUGCUUCGAUCGUGAGGCGGGCUUCCCUUUGUCCUCUCACGUGGCCCCUACUGCUUCAGGCAGUGCUGUCUUCUUUUCAGGCUGCUCGGCUGGCUCCCUUUUCUCUCUCCUCUCCCUCCUUCUGGCCUGUGCUCUGGUUGUGCGGCUGUGGAGUCGGGUGUGGGUGUCAUGUGUGGCCGUCUGCCCCCCCGGGUAGUUUCGCUCGCCUUCGGGUGUGGGGCUCCCCGCGUGUCCGUGAAGUGGGCUCCCCUUCGUCUUCUCUUGUGACCACUACUGCUUCAGGCUCUGCCGCCUUCCUUUUAGGCUGGUCGAUUUGCUCCCCUUUCCCUCUCCUCCUCUCUUCUUGUUGGUGAAAAAGAGGAAAAGCGGCCCACGCUGUGCGCCCCCUGGCCCGGGUUUUGGGCGUGGGUCCCCUACUCUUGGCAGUGUCUUACGUUCCCGGCAUGACUUCAGCGUCGCGCGGGGGGCCUCGGGCUUGUCGUCUUCGGUUCUCGGCAUAGGGGGCGGGGCACUAUGCUCAGCGCGGGCGUACAGCGUGACAUGUUCGGCCUUUCGUCUGUGUGUGUGUGUGUGUGUGUGUGUGUGUGUGUGUGUGUGUGUUUGUAGACGGCGGCGCCGUGUGUCAGCGUCUGGGGCUGUGACUUCCGGCACCGCAUUGGGGUAAGACGCUCGCUCGCCGAGGGUGCUCGUUUCGUUGAUGGUUCUUCCAGUUCCACGGUGCUCCGCGGGCUUGGGUGUGGGUUGCGCAGGUAAUGGGCCCCGCUUGUGAAGAAAAACGCCGGGGGAGCGCCCAGCUUGUUGCUUAGUUAACCUCUGGCGGGUGUCUAUGGACACCGUUCGCUUAGAAACAAAUUGGAGAGCAUCCAUUGCGGGCGCCUCUGAUUCGUGACGAAAGUGGUCGGCUGUAGCUGGGUUCUAGCUCUAAUUUUACUGGCUAGGCUAAUCCUUGCCCUCAGUUUAUUAAUCCAUGCAUCGCGGUCAGCCUAGUCGUUUCGCCAUUUCUCUUCCUGUUUUUCCGCGUGGGUGGUUCGUUCGUCUGGCUUGUCAGUCUUGUGGCUGUUUGGGCCUUCCCAGUCUGCGCACGUAGGGUGGCCGCCGCUGGUCUCUUUGUUUUGUUUUUGUCGGUUUUGUUGCGUGUAUCUAUCAUCUCGACGGCAGCGCGGCGUCGUAGGCCCCUCGGGCUAGCCCCUCGUUUCUGUGCUCUGAAAAAGGAACAAGCUUUCCGGCAGUAGCAGCUUUGGGCCUCGUUUCUCUGGUUGUAAAGAGAGGCACCACUCACCAAACGCUCAAGAUGGCAGCUUGCCUUUUCCCUGAUUGGCGUCUGGGCUCUUUCAGACUUACUUCAGUGCCUGCCAUUAAAGCCACCUUCAUUUGAUGCACCUUCGUGUUCGUCCUCCUCUCACGCCAGGUUCCCAGCCACCGUUGGCUCCAGACGUGAUCGCGGCACUGAAUGAAGCGCGUCGACCGAGCAUCUCUCUAGCGGAUUUGAGGCGACCAAGCAUAUCUUUGAUCGACGCGCGGCGACCUAGUGUGUCUGCUCGACUAGUGAGCCAAAUUCAGGCGAGUCAGCGAAGGUGUCAGCCGUCUGCAGUCAGAGGUGCGGCGCCCAGUUCAGGUUCACAAUCGCAGCUGUCCUCUUCAUCAUCGGGUCACAAUCCCGACGUACCAAUUGCUGCAACAUCUUCUAUGUUGACGCACCAAGCAGAUGACCCCAGUACUUUGCAAAUGAAUUCUUGUACCAGCACCUCUUCUACGUCGACCAGCACAGGAGUUCCUAAUGUUCAGCCUGCGGCAGUGAAUGCCGCUGAAGCACCUACUACAACGGCAAUCAGUGGUAAAGUCGUGCUUAUUGGCUCACGUGGAGUGGGGAAAAGCGUUCUUUGUCGCCGUCUAACAGCUCUCGCCGAAGCCAAGGGGUGGUUGAAGAAAAGUUCUCAUUCUUCAAUACUAUAUACCUCCUCCUCAUCUUCUUCAAACACAAAUAAAGUGGGAUCGAAAUCUUCAACUAGUUGCGCCUCAGAUUCGCCAGACUUCAGCACCACAACGGGUGGUAGUGCAACAGAUGACGCUGCUUCCCCGCCGCUAGUGAGUCCUCCAACACAAAGAACUACACAACGACCUGGAGAGACGAGUGCCGGUGCUACUGCUUCCGCAGAUGGAGAGACGAGGUCGGUGAAAGAGACUUCUAGUAACACUAGUACCGAUCUUCAUCCUACAGGUACAACUGAAGGUGGAGGACCUACAGGUACAACUGGAGGAUCGAGGCAGAAGACUAGUUCAAGUGCCUCCACUUCUGCUGGUGAUGUGUGUCGUAUUGUAUUGCCGUUCGGUGAUGAGGAGAGUGUGGAGCUGGAACUGCACGAUCUCGCUUCGGGACAGGGGAACUCUCCUUUACCACUGAAUUUCUUUCGAGGACAUCGCGUUGUCAAUCUUCUAUGCCUGGACAUGAGCGACGAUACGGUGGAAGAGUACUACUGCUGUAGUUGUUGAAAUUUCUCUUCAAUGUUGUAGCAUUCUCAAUACGUGGGGGGGAGCCUUCGGCCCUGAGCCCUGGAACAUAUAUAGGAUUUGCUGUAUAAGAUUUUUCUCUUCAGACAGCGCACCAAUAUUUUCAUUUCUGUGUACGUCUUCUAGCAUCAAAUACCUCGUUCCCUUUAUAAUCCUAGAUCAAAUACGUCCAUAGCUACCCUGACAAUACUCAAAAAAAUUUAGGAACGAACUUGAAACGCACGAAAUUCGGCUCAAAGAGGCCCUCGAGGCCUGCAAUGCGAAAUCCGGUUUUAUUGUUGGCACCAAGAGCGACCUUGCCAAGGGAAAUGCUCGUGAGAAUCUUGCUUUCUUCGCGGCGCAGAAAAACAUGCCCUGCGUUUUCCUAUGUGCAGCACAGAGUUUAUGGUUGUAAUACAAAGGAGAUGUAUCCUUCGUCCACAGAAGACCCUGGAAUUGAGUCGUUUUGAAGGGAAAAUUGAGGAACUGAGACCCUUAGGAUGCCAUGGAGCGAACAUCAAGAUUGAUUUUAAUUUCAGUAUCAUCGUGACGAAACACUACGACGCCCUUUGGCAGUCUGCACUGAACGUAUGUCGUAUUGUAUUGUAUCUAACAGUCAUCUGUAUUGAAAAAAGGACGACUAGGACAACUUAAAACUCAACUCUUAUUUCUUACUGCUCUAACUCCAGCAGGCAUACUCGAAGGCAGUGACCAGGUGAUGGAGCAGCUAUUGCGGAAUAUAGCGGAAAAAAUCUUUCUGCAGCACGCUCUCCGGUCGGGUGGUCCGGCACCGACAGGCACGUUUCGUCUCAAGGCCGAUAGUGUACCAUUGAAUCCGGUGGACGCUGACUCGUGUGCGACGAUGUGA
Molecule: messenger RNA, 9232 nt
Organism: Amoebophrya sp. A25
Lineage: Eukaryota; Dinophyceae; Syndiniales; Amoebophryaceae
Source: the annotation of a GenBank genome assembly